AUGGUGACAAAGAAGAGGGCAGUGAGCUUCGAAGAUGAUGACAGAUUGCAACAUGGUAGUGUUAUUGCUACAAGAUCCCUUGUGCAGAAAAAAGAGGAUCCUGGUGCCUUCACUAUUCCAUGUACCAUCGGGUUGUUGCAUUUUGCUAAGGCAUUGUGUGAUCUUGGUGCUAGCAUUAAUCCGAUGCCACUGUCUAUUUACAAGACGUUGGGUCUAGGAGAUCCAAAACCGACUGCGAUGCGGCUUCUCAUAGCCGAUAGAACUGUGAAGAGGCCCAUUGGUGUGCUCCAUGAUGUACUAAUGAAAGUGGAGUCGUUCAUCUUUCCAGCGAAUUUUGUGAUUCUAGAUUAUGAAGUCGAUUUUGAGGUUCCCAUCAUUCUUGGGAGACCAUUCCUUGCCACUAGGAGCGCCUUAGUUGAUAUGGAAAAUGGGUCUAUGAAGCAGAGUAGUGAGCUCCAAUCAGUAUCUGCGAUAACAUAUAGAGUUGAGAGUGGGUCUGAGGUGCAGAUUAAAGAGAGACUAGGUGUUGAGGCACUAGCUGCGGUUAUGAUGAACUUUCAGAGUGAUGGUAUUGAAGAGUAUGAUGAGUUGGUCGCCGCACUUGAUAGGUGCGAAUAUCGUUCGAAACCAAAGAAGCUGGAGUUAGACAUGAAAAAUCAUGAAUCCCCACCCGCAAGAUCGUUUGUUAAGGAGGCGCCGAAAUUGGAGCUUAAGGCUCUACCAUCACAUUUGCGGUACGUAUUCUUGGGAAAAGAUGAUACUUUACCAGUUAUAAUUGCGGCAUAUUUGAAUGGGCGACAAGUAGAGUGUUUAGUUUCUGUGUUAAAGAGGUUCAAAUGA
Solanum stenotomum is the source of this 840-nucleotide messenger RNA. RefSeq lists its product as uncharacterized. The record is from RefSeq and is a predicted model, not a curated record. The transcript is spliced from 2 exons. NCBI's taxonomy places the organism in Eukaryota, Viridiplantae, Streptophyta, Magnoliopsida, Solanales, Solanaceae. The coding region runs from base 1 to 840 and encodes 279 amino acids.